GCGGCGGGGGCGGUCUCUGCCGAGUGCCCAGCUGCGGCGGCAGAGCUGGACGCGUCUGCGAAGAUGGCGGGCCGGAGUAUGCAAGCUGCAAGAUGUCCUACAGAUGAAUUAUCUUUAUCUAACUGUGCUGUUGUGAAUGAAAAGGAUUUCCAAUCUGGCCAGCAUGUGGUCGUGAGGACCUCCCCCAACCACAGGUACACAUUCACACUGAGGACCCACCCGUCUGUGGUUCCAGGGAGCAUUGCGUUCAGCUUACCUCAGCGAAAAUGGGCUGGACUUUCUAUUGGGCAAGAAAUAGAAGUGUCCUCUUAUACAUUUGACAAAGCCAAACAAUGUAUUGGCACAAUGACCAUGGAGAUUGAUUUCCUGCAGAAAAAGAGUAUUGACUCCAACCCUUAUGAUACUGACAAGAUGGCUGCAGAAUUUAUUCAGCAGUUCAACAACCAGGCGUUCUCAGUGGCACAACAGCUCGUGUUCAGCUUCAAUGAAAAGCUUUUUGGCUUACUGGUAAAGGACAUUGAAGCCAUGGAUCCAAGCAUUCUGAAGGGAGAGCCUGGGACGGGUAAAAGGCAGAAGAUUGAAGUAGGAUUGGUUGUUGGAAAUAGUCAAGUUGCAUUUGAAAAAGCAGAAAAUUCAUCACUCAAUCUUAUUGGCAAAGCUAAAACCAAGGAAAAUCGCCAGUCUAUCAUCAAUCCUGACUGGAACUUUGAAAAAAUGGGAAUAGGAGGUCUGGACAAGGAAUUUUCAGAUAUUUUUCGACGAGCAUUUGCUUCCCGAGUAUUUCCCCCCGAGAUUGUGGAGCAGAUGGGUUGCAAACAUGUUAAAGGCAUCCUGUUAUAUGGGCCUCCAGGUUGUGGUAAGACGCUGUUGGCUCGACAGAUUGGCAAGAUGUUGAAUGCAAGAGAACCCAAAGUGGUCAAUGGGCCAGAAAUCCUCAACAAAUAUGUGGGAGAAUCAGAGGCUAAUAUUCGUAAACUGUUUGCUGAUGCUGAAGAGGAGCAGAGGAGGCUUGGUGCUAAUAGUGGUUUGCACAUCAUCAUCUUUGAUGAAAUUGAUGCCAUCUGCAAGCAGAGAGGGAGCAUGGCUGGCAGCACGGGAGUUCAUGAUACCGUCGUCAACCAGUUGCUGUCCAAAAUUGAUGGGGUAGAGCAGCUGAACAACAUCUUAGUCAUUGGAAUGACCAACCGACCAGAUCUGAUAGAUGAGGCUCUUCUUCGACCUGGAAGACUGGAAGUUAAAAUGGAAAUAGGCUUACCAGAUGAGAAAGGUCGGCUGCAGAUCCUUCACAUCCACACGGCAAGGAUGAGAGGGCAUCAGUUACUCUCUGCUGACGUAGACAUUAAAGAACUGGCUGUGGAGACCAAGAACUUCAGCGGCGCUGAACUGGAGGGUCUGGUGCGAGCAGCACAGUCCACUGCCAUGAACAGACACAUAAAGGCCAGUACUAAAGUAGAAGUGGACAUGGAGAAAGCAGAGAGCCUACAGGUGACAAGAGGAGACUUCCUUGCUUCUUUGGAAAACGAUAUCAAACCAGCAUUUGGCACAAACCAAGAGGAUUAUGCAAGUUACAUAAUGAAUGGUAUCAUCAAAUGGGGUGAUCCAGUUACUCGAGUUCUAGAAGAUGGGGAGCUACUGGUUCAACAGACUAAAAACAGUGACCGCACACCAUUGGUCAGCGUCCUUUUAGAAGGCCCUCCUCACAGUGGGAAGACUGCUUUAGCUGCAAGGAUUGCAGAGGAAUCCAACUUCCCCUUCAUUAAGAUCUGUUCUCCUGAUAAGAUGAUUGGCUUUUCUGAGACAGCCAAGUGUCAGGCCAUGAAGAAGAUCUUUGAUGAUGCAUACAAAUCCCAGCUCAGUUGUGUAGUUGUGGAUGACAUUGAGAGGCUGCUUGAUUAUGUCCCUAUUGGCCCUCGAUUUUCUAAUCUGGUAUUGCAGGCUCUUCUUGUGUUACUGAAAAAAGCACCUCCUCAGGGCCGCAAGCUUCUUAUCAUCGGGACCACUAGCCGCAAAGAUGUCCUUCAGGAGAUGGAGAUGCUUAACGCUUUCAGCACCACCAUCCACGUGCCCAACAUCGCCACGGGAGAGCAGCUGCUAGAGGCUUUGGAGCUGUUGGGCAACUUCAAGGAUAAGGAACGUACAACAAUUGCACAGCAAGUCAAAGGGAAGAAGGUCUGGAUCGGAAUCAAGAAGUUACUAAUGUUGAUCGAGAUGUCCCUGCAGAUGGACCCUGAAUACCGUGUGAGAAAAUUCUUGGCCCUCUUAAGAGAAGAAGGAGCUAGCCCCCUGGACUUUGAAAAUGAACUAUUUUCCAACGCAAAGUGACCAAGAGAAGUGACCAAGGUGAAGAUGGCCUGGGAUCUUCGCUCAACUUCCUCAAGAUACUGGACAAAGUGAAAUGUUCCCCACCUUCACCACAUGCUCACUCUGCAUGAUUCGUGCAAUAAAACUCCCUUCCUUGUGCUUAUUGA
Molecule: messenger RNA, 2468 nt
Organism: Phacochoerus africanus (Common warthog)
Lineage: Eukaryota; Metazoa; Chordata; Mammalia; Artiodactyla; Suidae
Gene: NSF
Product: N-ethylmaleimide sensitive factor, vesicle fusing ATPase
Biological process (GO): Golgi to plasma membrane protein transport; SNARE complex disassembly; intra-Golgi vesicle-mediated transport
Cellular component (GO): Golgi stack
Molecular function (GO): ATP binding; ATP hydrolysis activity
Source: RefSeq, a predicted model, not a curated record